AUGAUUCGUUGCCAUUCUGCACAAGAAUCCCUUCGCAAACCUUAUGUGAUUGCCGAGCGAGAAGUCUUUUCACAGGGCAGUGUACAGUACCCCGUCACGCCCAUGGCCACCAAUGCACUUGAGCAAAAUGUGCAUUCCACUAUUGUCAGACGCUUGCAAGCAGCGCACCAGUCCACUGCAGACCUCUCGGCGGGAUUGACUCGGUUCCUUGUGGGUCCGGCCAUUCAUGCAGCUACGAAUCCGGCAGAGUCUCAACGAUUGACGCAAAGGGUGCUGGCAUUAAUGCAGAACAAUGUCCUUGUCUCGGAUGCAGAUAUGGUUAAAGCUCUGGGGUUAGUAGAGUCUACCGGUGACUUUGUCGCUGAGCCGGAUGUGGAAUACUUUUAUGUUCGAAGCUGGGCAAUCCACGCAACCGAUCUGGCAAGACUUCUUGCAAGCUGGGAAGAGGAAGGGAUAGAGCCCCGUGAGGCAUGGCAAUGGCUAUAUGCAAUUCAAAUAGCCGAAACAUGCUUUAUCCGAUACGUUGGUAAAUGCCGGGGCCCCGCUACACCGCACAAGCGAUAUACCACUGAUUUGAAGCAAAGGGAGUCGGGUCUUUUGCACGAUUUUUUGGAAGCACUGCAAGAAAUCGCCCCAGACUCGUAUGCAAGUGGUAAGACUUUUGAGUUUGUAGAGGGUAGACUUGGUGAGAUAGCCGAAGCAACGAUCAGGGAUGACCGUGAGAGGGCGAUUAUUGCGUUUUUUGACCGAGAAAAGCUUUUGAAUCGUCAGCACGGCGGCUUUUAUCAGUCCUACAUUCCAAGCAUUGAUGACUACCAUCUGUUCAAAGAAUUGAAUACCGACUUUAUCCGUCGCUUCCGCAAUGCGUGCACGAGCACCCACGAUGACAUGCUGAAGGCUAUUGACCAGUGGAUAGAGGAAACCAAAUGUUAUGCUGAAGAACACCCGAUCGAGACCAAGACUGGACUGCAUCCACUGACCCAAAAAUACAACACGAAACGACGGCACCAACUCUUGCCUCAGAUGAUCAACGAUAAUGUCAUCUUGCUGCUGAUUGGCAAGGACGUUACAUUUGAAGAAUAUAUUGGUUCUCACACUUUUCUUUCAGGAAAUUCACGAGCAGGGUACCUUACCAAAGAUUUUCUCGCGCGCCUUCAAGCGUACGAACGGGAUGCAUCAUCGUGGUCAACCCUUGACAAGUUGGCAUUCCCUUUUAUCAACUUAUUCCCAUGGAUGGGACAUGAAGACGUGACGUCCGCACUUGAUUAUCUGUCGGCAUUUCUUCGCAUUGUCCGUCCCAUCAUUACAGUUACAUUUUCGCAUUUGGUUACUUCAAGUGCACACGCAAAUUUCUAUCACCCAUACGGGCUUUCACAGGAUAACUUUUUGGAUAGCGUAGGCGUCUUGUCCCUGCGGCAUUUUGAAGAUCGUGACUGGCUCUCGUCUGUAGAAUCAGAGGUGACCGAAUGGACUAUUGUUAUUCCGCACUUGGAUCCCGGUUUUGACAAAUACGGCGCCCAACCUGUUGAACUAAGGGCUGUCAUCGACCUGACGUGGUACCUCACCUUUUAUGUUGCCCACCGUGCCAUGAAACUGCUGAGGGCCGGCAAGGGCGCCGCCAAGGGAAAAGGACCAGAUCGCACUACCCUCGUGAAACGGCUCUAUACGGAAUGCAGCGAACAUGAUCCCAUGUUCAUGGAUCCCGCUGUGGUCGCCUUGUAUGAACGUCUAAAACAAGCAAAAACGGCUCUAAAGGCCCAUUGGGAGGAUGUCCGACAACGCCGGCGACGUACGGUUCAACCACUGGAUGAGGAGGUUCGCAAGGUCAUGUCUGAAAAGGCGGUAGCGAGAAUCCUUCGAGGAGAGAGAGCCCGAGGUGCACCCAACUCGGAUGAGCGAAAAGCUCAAGUCAACCGUUUGUACAAACUCCACAUGCCGGAUACUUUUUUACAUGUCACUGAUUACAAAGAAGAUAAAGAUCGCUGGUUCCAGUGGGCCAUGACGUUGCCCGAAAACAUGUCAUUUGCGAUGAGCUCCCUUGCGCAAGCGAUGCCCAAAGCACAGCGUAUUCGCAAUUCCAUACGCAUGUUUCGACCAGCGGAAGCCACUGACGACUCUUGGAUGGAUGACCCAACUCGAAUGCGAAAGGCACUGCUAGCAAAAGGAGCUCACCUAAAACAAUUUCUCCCAGCCGACUUUUACUCGAGCGAGAAACAGCGUGAGCGAGUCUUGCGAAAAACAGCCAGCGAUCCGUUAUUUGCACACACAUCCGUUUUACAGGGUCGGGAGAUCAAAAUAUGGGCAAAUGGAGACAUGGUGCUGCGCUGGAUUGCGCCUGCCGAACUUUUGGAGGCACUUCAAACCGACCGAAAUGUUACGCUUAUUGUCAGAGGACCCAAACGAGCCGUGCCGAUCCAGGACGGCGACAAGCGAUUUGUCCAAUUUCUUGCUGAUGGCAUUGGACUUUAUGACGAGAAUGGGAGAGACAUUGGCCCGGGUGCACUGGUGCGUCAACAGGACUUUAUCCUCCACAAAUCUCACCGUUUGCUUCAGGCUUUGUGGGCAUCAGAAAGGGCCAUUAUCCAAGGAACUGCACCCAUUCCAGCUCUGACAAUCGAGGCCGCCGCUGAAGGACCUGUCCCCGUUUCCGUUUCCGUUCCAGCUCGUCGCCCAAGCUUGGCUCAAUCUAUAUCAGAAGCUCUGGCAAGGGGAAUGGAGACAGCUCUAAGUGAACCACUGGAAGCCGAGAAAAUGACUUCAGGACGUCCACCAUUCAAACAGCAGACUAGCAAAAAGACCAUGGCUGCUUUUGGUCCGGUUCAAGCAAACGACGGAUUGUGGUUGCUUCAACAGUGGCUAAAGGAAACCCAUCCCAAUGGAGGCACCUUCUCGCUGGCUGAUCCCAUCAUCUUUCCCAACCAACAAUCCAUGAUCCCUUCUUUUUCAAUGUUUUUGGACAAAUAUCCCAAUCAUCCCUAUCAUAAGGCUUGGAAAAAUUGGCUCUUACCCGAGGAAUUGGCUGGUGCAUCACGCCACAUUAUUGCCAACAUUCGGUAUCUAUGUCCCAACACAAGCAGCAAGCGGGUCCAGAGGAAAGAGACCCAGUUCCAAAGGUUGACUGUGAAGCCGCCCAUUAAAGAGUAG
Spizellomyces punctatus DAOM BR117 is the source of this 3144-nucleotide messenger RNA. RefSeq lists its product as uncharacterized. Bases 1 to 3144 code for a protein of 1047 amino acids. The transcript has 2 exons. Lineage: Eukaryota; Fungi; Chytridiomycota; Chytridiomycetes; Spizellomycetales; Spizellomycetaceae. The record is from RefSeq and is a predicted model, not a curated record.